Myotis brandtii (Brandt's bat) is the source of this 1507-nucleotide messenger RNA. It is a transcript of the gene ZNF704, whose product is annotated as zinc finger protein 704. The coding region runs from base 77 to 1312 and encodes 411 amino acids. Gene Ontology annotation, biological process: regulation of transcription by RNA polymerase II. Gene Ontology annotation, molecular function: RNA polymerase II cis-regulatory region sequence-specific DNA binding; DNA-binding transcription factor activity. Gene Ontology annotation, cellular component: nucleus. The transcript is spliced from 9 exons. Lineage: Eukaryota; Metazoa; Chordata; Mammalia; Chiroptera; Vespertilionidae. The record is from RefSeq and is a predicted model, not a curated record.
UGCUGAGGGGAGCCAAUCAUCCGUGGAAAGUCAUAGUGUAAAUGGAUGUAUUGUUGUGGGGAGCAUUAAGCGAGACAUGACCUUCACGUUUCACCCCGAGGACCUAAAACGGGACUUGAGUAAAAAACUGUCUCAUCAGCCCUGGUUCCCCUUGGCCAUGGAGGAAGACGUGAAAACCGCCGACACCAGGCCAGCCACCCGAGGCCCGGACCAUGACAGGGAAAACGCCCGCUCCAUCUGUCUCCUUGAGCAGAAGCGAAAAGUGGUCUCCUCCAGCAUCGACGUUCCCCCGGCCAGGAAAUCCUCGGAGGAACUGGACAUGGACAAGGUGACAGCAGCGAUGGUACUCACCAGCCUGUCCACAAGCCCUUUGGUUCGAAGCCCUCCUGUGCGGCCGAAUGAGGGCAUGAGCGGAUCCUGGAAGGAGGGCGGUGCCCCGUCCAGCAGCUGCAGCAGCGGCUACUGGAGCUGGAGCGCCCCCAGCGACCAGUCCAACCCGUCCACACCGUCGCCGCCGCUGUCCACCGACUGCGCCAAGCCCUUCCGCAGCCCCGCACCCGACGACGGCAUCGAUGAAGCCGAGGCCAGCAGCCUGCUCUUCGACGAGCCCAUCCCCAGGAAGAGAAAGAACUCCAUGAAGGUGAUGUUCAAGUGCCUCUGGAAGAACUGCGGGAAGGUGCUGAGCACCGCAGCCGGGAUCCAGAAGCACAUCCGCAGCGUCCACCUCGGGCGUGCUGGGGACUCUGAUUACAGCGAUGGUGAGGAGGACUUCUACUACACGGAGAUCAAGCUCAACACGGACGCAGUGGCAGACGGACUGGGCAGCCUGGCCCCAGCUUCGCCCUCCCAGUCCCUGGCUUCACCUCCCAUCUUCCCCAUCCCGGAUUCAAGCAGAACAGAAAGCCCUGGUGCCAAAACCGAGACUAAACUGAUGACGCCCUUGAGCCGCUCAGCCCCUACCACCCUCUACCUCGUGCACACCGACCACGCUUACCAGGCCACGCCCCCCGUGACCAUCCCAGGAUCGGCCAAGUUCACCCCCAAUGGCAGGAGCUUCAGUGUCUCCUGGCAGUCUCCUCCAGUUACCUUCACAGGCAUUCCAGUGUCACCGACACACCACCACCCUGGGGGCGCAGGAGAGCAGCGGCAGCACAGCCACGCGGUCUUGUCCUCCCCACCCAGGGGGACGGUCGGCCUGAGGAAGCCUCGGGGAGAGGGCAAGAAGUGCCGGAAGGUGUACGGCAUGGAGAACCGGGACCUGUGGUGCACCGCCUGCCGCUGGAAGAAGGCCUGCCAGCGCUUCCUGGACUGAGGGGCUCGGCCACUGGGCUCAGCCACCAGGUCGCAGCCCCCGGGUCAUGGCCACCAGGUCGCGGCCACCCGGACUGUGGUGCACAGCCUGCCACUGGAAGGCCUGCCAGCACUUCCUGGACUGAGGGGUGCAGCUAUGGCCACUGGGCCUCCCGCCCUCACCGCCAUGGCAGCUUUGGGAAAGCGCUCUUCCUUC